AUUAAUGACUGGCGGUAAAAGUAGAUAAUGAGUCGUAAUAAUCAGCCACGUGUAUAAAAUAUUAUUUAAAUCAAAUACGAAAUGAUGUUUUAAUACUUUUUUUUGCUGUUUUUCAUAACAAUCAUUGUCAUCCAUCCUCAUUUAACCUAAAAUGGCUCCACCAGUUAAAAGUACAAAAACUGCAACAAAAGGAGCUAAACAAAUAGCUGAAGAAAAUGUAUCAACUUUAAGUUUUUAUAGAAAUAUGGCCUUUGGAGCAACGGCUCUCUAUUUAACAAUAAUGAUGGUCUUUUUUGAAUUCAGAACACUAACUAUAACUUUAACAAUAUUUUCCGGACUGAUUUACGUAGCAAGUUAUCAAUUUAUGGCUUUCAUGGCCAAACCCAAGUACAAUCAAAAUCAAUUGUCUGAUCCAGGAUCCGAUCUCAAUUUAAAAGGCGGCAUUGCUGAACACGUGAUUGACUUAAUUAUUUUAACUGCUGGAUGUCAAACUUUGUCACUUAUUUCUGACUAUUUCUGGUUGCUCUGGUUAUUGGCACCAAUACGAGCAUUUUAUCUAGCGUGGACACUUAUUUUGGCUCCUUGGUUCUUUUCAGCGCCUCAAGAGCCAGAAAUUGAUGAGAAGAAACAAAGAAAAUUAGAACGAAAAAUGGCUAAGCGUCAUUGAUUUAGUAUAAUUCAGUUUUAUUGAAUUAACUUUUUUACUGUUAUUAUUUGUAUGCUGAAUUUGAAUGAAUUAAAUAAUUCAUGUUCUAAUAAAUUAUGAGAUUAAUAUAAAAAAUUACUCUACAUUUUUA
Molecule: messenger RNA, 797 nt
Organism: Microplitis demolitor
Lineage: Eukaryota; Metazoa; Arthropoda; Insecta; Hymenoptera; Braconidae
Product: transmembrane protein 208
Exons: 5
Coding region: 152-667 (171 amino acids)
Biological process (GO): vacuolar protein processing
Cellular component (GO): intracellular membrane-bounded organelle
Source: RefSeq, a predicted model, not a curated record